This is a messenger RNA of Caenorhabditis briggsae, 2523 nucleotides long. The coding region runs from base 1 to 2523 and encodes 840 amino acids. The transcript is spliced from 11 exons. Gene Ontology annotation, molecular function: acetylglucosaminyltransferase activity. NCBI's taxonomy places the organism in Eukaryota, Metazoa, Nematoda, Chromadorea, Rhabditida, Rhabditidae. The record is from RefSeq and is a predicted model, not a curated record.
AUGCUAAAACUGAACAGCAGGUUUCUCCUGUGGUUUGCACUUCUCGUCACCGGCUUUUUGAUUUUUCGAUUUUUGACAUUCUACAGCGAGAACGAAAAUAAUCGAAAUUCUAAAAAUCCGGUCAGGAUUCAAGAGAAAUCGAUAAAAGAACGAGUGAAAAGUGACGGGAGUUUGUUGGAAGAUGUGCAGGAGGAUCCGCAAGUUGACACCAAAUGCUACUACGACAACCAAUGUGCCCUCCCUCAGAUGCUGUUCCGUGUCCGCACCGAAACCGACAACCUUCCUCCGUUCGCCUGUCUAAACGACAUCAAAUUAUUCGACACAGACUCCAUUGGCCGUGGCAUCAACGUGGCGAUCCUCAACGGGACGACUGGAGACAUUCUAGAAAGGUCCACGUUUGAUGUGACGGCUUCUGAUGAGAAACUGAUGACGUGGCUGAUGAGAAUCCCGCAUGCAGCGAUUCUAGUCGCCGCGUCGUUUGGUGACGUAGCAGAGCAUGUGUCCAGACAGUCAAGACAGCUUCUCGAAGGGUUUGGAGCCAAGAAAAUCGAUAAUUGGAGAGUGGGAAGUGCGUAUGCAAUAAUAGGACAACGAGGGAUUCAGAAGGGCGAGGCGCAUGAAACAAUUUCCAAAUUUUUGGACGAAAACGAGUCGCAGAAACUGUUCGAGGGGUGUUUUGAGCUUCCGAUUGCUGAAACCAGAGAGGUUGAGCUCAAAAUCGAUGGACCGCCUGUUCAUAGAGCCGAUGAGACGAAACUAGCGGAGUUGGGAGCGUUUGAAGCGGAUUUAUUGCAGAAAAAGGAGACGGUGGAGUAUGGGGAGAAGUGGAAAAAUUGUGGAAUGACUAAGGGGUGCAAUGAGGAUGACUCCAUUGCUGUGCACUUUUUCUCUGGGGAGCACAAGGAUGAUCAUCCGAAGAUGUGCGUUGGAGAACGGUUGCUUUUUGAUAAGGACCUCAACAACGCUGGACGUGGCUUGAAUCUGGCGAUGUUGGAGCCGAAAACUGGCAAAGUGACAGCGGUGGCACACUUUGACACUUAUGAGGAUGAAUCCAACGGUCUCGUCGAAUGGCUUGACGCGAUUCCAACUGGCUACAUUGUGGCCGUCGUGAGCUUCGACGAGGCCUCAAAUCAGCUCUCCGACAUGGCUCGUCGUAUAUUCUACGAAAUGGGAUCAAGUAUGAUUGAUCGUCUGAAAUUCCGAGCCUCCUGGUAUUUUGUCGGACAGAAGGGCAUUGGAGCGUACACUCCGUUUGAGGACCUGAACAUCCCGCAGGGCAACAAUUGGGCGAAUCCAAUACAUGCGUCGUUCUGUUUGCCAAAGUCAUUACACAAAUGGGCGGGACGAAAGGACACGUCUUCUCAGAUGUCGUCUUCUUCAGUUGGAGACGUUCGGAAUCUUCCAAAACGACACUUUUGCGCCAAAUACGACAGACAUGAGGAAUUUUGUAGUGGUAACCUAGAAUGUCUCGGAAAACCAUCCCAAAGACGUCUUCUAGGCUCCAACAUUGAUUCGCCCAUCAUGCCACGUCAUCUGCACGACGAACAGCGCGCCAACGACGCCAUCUUCAACGUGCCGAUUCUGGUGGCAAGUGGACUGGCACCGGAUUCCCUUCGAAUGACACUGGAAUCCCUAUUAAACCAAGAGGGAUUGAAUACUCAAAUGGUUCUUGUCACUUAUGAUAAGGAAUACUCGGAGAACGCGGAUUUGGCAGCCCUAUUUCAUGUGAAAAGUGUAGCGAUUCACUCGAAUGGAAGUUAUAAUGCUCAUCUCCUGCUCUCCCUCUCUAACGCCUUCUCGAUUUUUCCCGAUGCCUCGUCGGUGAUGGUAAUUGAAGAAGACGUCAAACUGUCUCCAGAUUAUCUUCACUAUCUCUCAUCAAUCUACGAAUCAUAUAAAGCGGAUUCUACUGUAGAUUUGGCGUUGGCUUUUAAUUCCAAUGGCUUCUCUGAUACUUCUGGAGACGGCCAAACGGUGUAUCGCAUCAAGAAUCAUCUACCAAUGGGAUCGUAUUUGAUGAAACGAGAUUUAUACGAGAAACACAUUCGAUUGAGAGAAUUCUGCUGUACAGAACGUGACAAUUGGGACCUCCGCGACUCGACUGUCCUAGUACCUGGCCUGUCUCGAAUCGAAAUCCACGUGGAUGAGUUGGAGAAGCAGAAUCUGCUUUUCAGAAGAAAUCGAACGCAAUCCCAACAAGACUAUCUGAUCAAUUCGGAAUUUGAAACUUCUGAAGAGUAUUCGACGUAUUUGAAUCAAAUUAUUCAGAAUACAAAAAAAUCAAUGCCUAUCAGUGAUGUGAUAUCAAUGGGAUGUGAGAAGUGGACCCAAAAAUUGGCGCCAAAAAUUCAGAAAUCGAUUCUUCUGACGUAUUCUAAAAAUUCAGAAAUCCAAUCGAUUUUUGAAUGUUUCAAAAUGUAUUGGACACCGAAAAUUCUAAGAAACAAUCGGGUUUUCAGAUUCUCGCUUCAAAAUCAAUCGAUCGAAGUGCUGAUCGUGCCUGAAAAUCUGAAAAUUGACUAA